AUGAAAUGCUGGAAGCGAAAGCACAACAACCCGGCGCGGGGGAGGCAAGCUCGGUUCGGCUGGAUGCCUCCCACUGCUGCUCGGUUCGGCAUGCUGACCCCAGGUCUGGGGAGAGCUCCCCCACGUCUCCCGUCCACUCGCAACUGGUGGCGAUGUUCGACCCUGGCAGAUGCCAGACGCACUGGCACUAAGAUGCAAGCCCCACCCGAGAUGCAUGAUGUUGUUUUGGGGCUGGCGUACAGCCACGAUUCGCCGGGGACAUGGUUGUUGGCUACUUCGGACGGUCUACACUUGCCCGCUGUCCAAGUGCGAGCCGAGCUCGGCACAAUCCCCACCCGUCCCCCACGGGGAAGCAACACCCCUCCACAGCAGAUAGAAAAAAAAAAGAUGAACACUCGCCUAUUGGGAGUAUCCUCGGGAAUAUGCUGUGCCUUUGGUGCCUGCGGAGCUUGUGUGGAUGGCCUCGGCUCGCUUGUGUCCGUGACCCGUACCGAGAUCGCAACAGAGAGCAGAGCCCCCUCGGAUGCGAUCAGCUCCAAAUUGUCAAGGCACUUAACUUGA
Molecule: messenger RNA, 561 nt
Organism: Penicillium oxalicum
Lineage: Eukaryota; Fungi; Ascomycota; Eurotiomycetes; Eurotiales; Aspergillaceae
Exons: 1
Coding region: 1-561 (186 amino acids)
Source: RefSeq, a predicted model, not a curated record